Messenger RNA from Colletotrichum abscissum, 1047 nucleotides. RefSeq lists its product as uncharacterized. NCBI's taxonomy places the organism in Eukaryota, Fungi, Ascomycota, Sordariomycetes, Glomerellales, Glomerellaceae. The record is from RefSeq and is a predicted model, not a curated record. The transcript is spliced from 3 exons. The coding region runs from base 1 to 1047 and encodes 348 amino acids.
AUGCAAUGUUGCAGACGUACUGAUGGAAGUUCAAUUUUGCUAGCUAUGCCUAUUGGAACAAAGGUUCUAUCAGCGGAAUCUUGGGGCAUAUCGGCUUGGACAAAGACAGCCAAAAUAUGCGUCAUAUUGCCUGGAGACACUCCAAAACGUUACUUUCUCAAGCUAGCCACAGGCAAGGGAGCUCGGGCCUUGACAGAAGGCGAAUUGCAUUCUGCAAAUUCAAUCAAUGAGCUCAUCACUGGAUUUGUGCCCAAAGCAGCUGGGUGGGGAAUGUAUCAGCAGGCAGAAGUCGCAGUUUACUGGUUCCUGGGUGACUUUCACGACAUGGAACUUUCAAGAGCCCCUGAACCUAUGCGUUUCACUUCGCAAAUUGCAGAACUUCACCGCAGAGGGGCCUCUCCAAAUGGGAUGUUUGGGUUCCAGGUCGCCACUGUUUGUGGAGUGAUGGUCCGCACAGUGACUUGGGAGAAGAGCUGGGCGGCAUCAUUCACUCAUCAACUCAAAGACGUCAUUAAGUAUGAUAACGAGGUUAAUCCUCCCUGGCCAGAGUAUGACUCGGCCUGUGAACAACUCAUUCAGAAGGUCAUACCAAGACUACUGGGUAUUUUGCAGGCUGACGGACGAACCAUAAUUCCAACUUUGAUCCAUGGGGACUUAUGGGAGGGUAACGUUGGCAUUGAUAUGGAGACUGGGGAGUCCAUUGCCUUCGAUCCAGGAUGCGUCUAUGCUCACAAUGAAUGUGAGUUCGGUACAUGGAGAUGUCCCUGGGCUCAUCAUUUCAACGCACCAAUUUACCAGCGACUUUAUCAACGUCACUUUGAGCCCUCUGAGCCAGCCGAAGAAUGGGAUGAUCGCAACCGCCUCUACAGCAUCCGUGCUCUCCUAAAUCAGGCGGCGGGGCAUCCUGGGAGUGUUGCGAGAGAGAUUGCCUAUAACGACAUGCUGUAUCUGUGUCAGGAGUAUGCGCCAUUAGAUACCCUAGAAAGAUAUGAUUCUGAGAAAGACAUCACUGUUACUGGAGCACGCCCGCAUGUAACCUUCCCUUAG